CGUCAGACUCACGAGUGGAAUGUGCACUUCCCGCUCGCUUUAAAGCAACUUUACAAAUCAGCCAGAGGAAGCACUGCAAAACACAGCUAUUGCAGCAAUGUCGUGCUCCCAGUCGUGAAGGAGAAUGAAGUAAGAGGCUCUCUGUUGUCUCUGGGAGGAAACCGCUGCCGAACUAACUCCAACUCAGACAGGGAUUAUGAGCAGCCCCCCUUACAGUACCGCCAACAGGAGACUUCAGGAAGAGAAUGCUCAGCUUCAGGCUCGCCUACAUUUUCUCGUAUAACCUGUUCCAGUUCUGUGGACACACAUGGAUACUGGCUAAUACCAUGGCCAGGUUUCUCACAUUUGGUCAAGAUGCCUUAGCAGACACAUUUUACUCUGUUGGCUUUGUGAUGAGUCUGUGCCAGCUGCUCUCCAUCCUGGAGCUUUUCCAUAUCGCAGAUGGGAUUGAGAAAGCCAGACUCCUGCCUCGCUUCGUCCAAGUCAUGGAGAAGAACCUCCUGCUGACCAUGGUCAUCAUGCUGGAGGAGAUCCAGAGUAAACCAGUGGUGUGUGCACAGUUCUUCUUGUGGAACAUUCUGGACCUCCUACGGUACCCACACGAGCUGCUAUGUGUCAUGGAUACCCCCUCCACCGCCAUGCUGUGGACUCGCUACACACUCUGGAUCCCCUUAUACAUCCUGUCAGUGGCCACUGAAGGUGUCACCAUAUACCAGGCCCUGCCUUAUGUUGAGCCAACCACACCAUCAGCACCAGCACACGUUGGCCUCCCCGUCAUCCUGAUGCUCUACCUGCCUGUUCUGGGACUGGGUAAGAUGAGUUAG
Messenger RNA from Etheostoma cragini (Arkansas darter), 824 nucleotides. It is a transcript of the gene hacd4, whose product is annotated as 3-hydroxyacyl-CoA dehydratase 4. The coding region runs from base 246 to 824 and encodes 192 amino acids. Gene Ontology annotation, biological process: very long-chain fatty acid biosynthetic process; sphingolipid biosynthetic process; fatty acid elongation. The transcript has 6 exons. The record is from RefSeq and is a predicted model, not a curated record. NCBI's taxonomy places the organism in Eukaryota, Metazoa, Chordata, Actinopteri, Perciformes, Percidae. Gene Ontology annotation, molecular function: 3-hydroxyacyl-CoA dehydratase activity. Gene Ontology annotation, cellular component: endoplasmic reticulum membrane.